Molecule: messenger RNA, 1900 nt
Organism: Felis catus (domestic cat)
Lineage: Eukaryota; Metazoa; Chordata; Mammalia; Carnivora; Felidae
Gene: FASTK
Product: Fas activated serine/threonine kinase
Exons: 11
Coding region: 127-1782 (551 amino acids)
Biological process (GO): regulation of mitochondrial mRNA stability; mitochondrial RNA processing
Cellular component (GO): mitochondrial matrix; ribonucleoprotein granule
Molecular function (GO): RNA binding
Source: RefSeq, a predicted model, not a curated record
CGGCGGCGGCGGCGCGCGCAGGGCCUGACGGGAGCCACGUCUGUCCCGGUCGGGGACUGAGCCGCUAUUGGCGUCCGGGCCGCGAUCGGGGGCUGCUGGGAAGAUGGCGGACUCGGUGGCCCGCCGAUGAGGAAGCCGCGGAGGGAGCCCGGCUCCCGGGCCCCGAGACCGACUGAGGGAGCGACCUGCGCGGGGCCUGGGGAGUCAUGGUCUCCAACACCAAACUCCAUGCUUCGAGUCCUGCUCUCUGCCCAGGCCUCUGCUGCUCGGCUCUCUGGCCUGCUGCUGCUCCCACCAGUACAGCCCUGUUGUCUGGGGCCCGGCAAGUGGGGGGACUGGCCUCCUGGAGGAGGCCUCCAUGCAGGCCCCGUGCAGGGGCUACAGCGGCUUCUGGAACAGGCGAGGAGCCCGGGGGAGCUGCUGCGCUGGCUGGGCCAGAACCCCACCAAGGUGCGCGCCCAUCACUACCCCGUGGCACUUCGUCGUCUGGGCCAGCUCUUGGGGUCUCAGCCACGGCCCCCUCCUGUGGAGCAGGCCACACUACAGGACUUGAGUCAGCUCAUCAUCCGAAACUGCCCCUCCUUUGAUAUUCACACCAUCCACGUGUGUCUGCACCUUGCAGUCUUACUUGGCUUCCCGUCAGAUGGGCCCUUGAUGUGUGCCCUGGAGCAGGAGAGAAGGUUCCGCCUCCCUCCGAAGCCACCUCCCUCUCUGCAACCUGUCCUGCACGGUGGGCAAAGAUUGGAAGCUGCUCUGAGCUGCCCUCGUUUCCUGAGGCAUCCACGGCAGCAUCUCAUCCGCAGCCUGGCAGAGGCCAGGCCGGAGGAACUGACACCCCACGUGAUGGUGCUCCUGGCCCAGCACCUGGCCCGGCACCGGUUGCGGGAGCCCCAGCUUCUGGAAGCCAUUGCCCAUUUCCUGGUGGUCCAGGAAAUGCAGCUCAGCAGCAAGGUGGUACAGAAGUUGGUCCUGCCCUUUGGGCGGCUGAACUACUUGCCCCUGGAACAGCAGUUUAUGCCCUGCCUUGAGAGGAUCCUGGCUCGGGAAGCAGGGGUGGCUCCCCUGGCUACUGUCAACAUCUUGAUGUCACUGUGCCAGCUGCGGUGCCUGCCCUUCAGGGCCCUGCACUUUGUCUUUUCCCCAGGAUUCAUCAACCACAUCAGUGGCACCCCUCACGCCCUGAUUGUGCGGCGCUACCUCUCCCUGCUGGACGCAGCCGUGGAGCUGGAACUUCCAGGAUACCGGGGUCCCCGCCUUCCCCGAAGGCAGCAAGUGCCCAUCUUCCCCCAGCCACUCAUCACUGACCGUGCCCGCUGCAAGUACAGUCACAAGGAUAUAGUGGCGGAGGGGCUGCGCCAGCUGCUGGGGGAAGAGAAGUACCGGCAGGACCUGACUGUGCCUCCAGGCUACUGCACAGACUUCCUGUUGUGUGUCAGCAGCUCUGGUGCCGUGCUGCCCGUGAGGACCCAGGACCCCUUCCUACCAUACCCUCCCAGGUCCUGUCCCCAGGGCCAGGCUGCCUCUCAGCCCACGACCCACGACCCGGCCCAAAGGGUGGUGCUGAUGCUGCGGGAGCGCUGGCAUUUCUGCCGCGACGGCCGAGUGCUGCUGGGCUCGCGGGCCCUACGGGAGCGGCACCUGGGCCUGAUGGGCUACCAGCUCCUGCCGCUGCCCUUCGAGGAACUGGAGUCACAGAGAGGCCUGCCCCAGCUCAAGAGCUACCUGAGGCAGAAGCUCCAGGCCUUGGGCCUCCGCUGGGGGCCUGAAGGGGGAUUCGGGUGAGCACCACCAUGCGGAGCGGCACUGUGAGGAUGAGGAUGAAGGGGAAGGCCAGGGAGGCGGCUGUGGACAUGACCGCCCAGAGCAAGGCCAAGCAGAGCAGCUGCAGGGCUGUGAACAG